Molecule: messenger RNA, 5821 nt
Organism: Pteropus alecto (black flying fox)
Lineage: Eukaryota; Metazoa; Chordata; Mammalia; Chiroptera; Pteropodidae
Gene: TSC22D1
Product: TSC22 domain family member 1
Exons: 2
Coding region: 312-3485 (1057 amino acids)
Biological process (GO): regulation of transcription by RNA polymerase II
Source: RefSeq, a predicted model, not a curated record
UGAAGCGGAAUAUAAAGGGAGUGUGAGACCGGAGGGGAAAGUGAAUGGCGGAGGACUGAGGGGGUCCCCCCUCCGCGUCCCCGGCCGCCCUGUUCACCCUCGUCCAUCCUCCCUUCCCGAAGCUCGCCCUCGGAGGCAGGAGCGGCCGGCGCCUUCGGCCGCCGAGGAGGAGGAGGAGGAGGAGGAGGGGAAGGAGGCAUCGUGCCGGGCGGAGCGUCGGGCCCCGUUUUCCUCCCCGGCGUCUUGAAUACAAAGAUUACGGUGCAGAAGGAAAUUGCACUCGCCUCCUCCGCCCCCCGGUACCCGACACAAUGCACCAGCCGCCGGAGUCCGCCGCCGCGGCGGCCGCUGCAGACAUUAGUGCUAGGAAGAUGGCGCACCCGGCGAUGUUCCCUAGAAGGGGCAGCGGCGGCGGCAGCGCCUCUGCGCUCGGCGCAGCAGGUACCGGCGUCGCUAGUAAUGCCCCCUCUUCCGAGGAUUUUCCGCCUCCGUCGCUGCUCCAGCCGCCACCUCCUGCAGCAGCAUCUACGUCGGGACCACAGCCUCCGCCUCCACAAAGCCUGAACCUCCUUUCGCAGGCUCAGCUGCAGACGCAGCCUCUAGCGCCAGGCGGGACUCAAAUGAAAAAGAAAAGUGGCUUCCAGAUCACUAGCGUUACGCCGGCCCAGAUCUCCGCCAGCAUCAGCUCUAACAACAGCAUAGCAGAGGACACCGAGAGCUAUGAUGAUCUGGACGAAUCUCACACGGAAGAUCUGUCGUCUUCCGAGAUCCUUGAUGUGUCACUGUCCAGGGCUACUGACUUGGGGGAACCUGAACGCAGCUCCUCAGAAGAGACUCUCAAUAACUUCCAGGAGGCCGAGACCCCCGGGGCCCUCUCCCCCAACCAGCCACACCUUCCGCAGCCUCAUUUGCCUCACCAUCCGCAGCAGAAUGUCGUGAUCAACGGGAGCACGCAUCCACACCACGUCCACCACCACCAUCACGUUCAUCACGGGCACCACCUCCACCACGGGCACCACCAUCCAUCCCAUGCUGGUGUGGCGGGUGCGUCCAUCUCCGGAGGGCCACCCCCAAGCCCAGUAUCCAGAAAACUCUCUGCAACUGCAAGCUCUGACAGCGUGGUCCCAGCUGCACCAACUUCUGCUGUGUCAUCGGGUGGCUCACCUGCAUCUGUAAUGACUAAUAUCCGUGCUGCAGGCACGACUGGCAGCAUAGGUAUAAAUCCCGUCACUGGCGCUAACACAGUGAAUAAUGUUACCAUUUCUGCUGUGGGUAGUUUUAAUCCCAGUGUGACGAGCAGCGUGCUUGGUAGCGCUAAUAUCAACGCGAGCAGUGUUCCUAGUGCUGCUGGCGUGAGUGUGGGGCCUGGAGUGAGCAGCGGUGUUAAUGUGAAUAUCUUGAGUGGCAUGGGCAAUGGUACUAUUUCUUCCUCGGCUGUUGUUAACAGUGUCCCCAGUGCAGCUGCAGGGAUGACUGUGGGAUCAGUUUCGAGUCAGCAGCAACAGCCAACAGUUAACACGUCAAGGUUCAGAGUCGUGAAGUUAGAUUCUAGUUCCGAGCCCUUUAAAAAGGGGAGAUGGACUUGCACCGAGUUCUAUGAAAAGGAAAACGCUGCACCUGCUACGGAAGGUGUGAUAAAUAAAGUGGUGGAAACUGUCAAACAGAACCCAGUAGAAGUGACUUCUGAGAGGGAGAGCACGAGUGGGAGCUCAGUGAGCAGUGGCGUCAGCACACUGAGUCACUACACGGAGAGCGUGGGCAGUGGGGAGAUGGGGGCCCCCGCCGUGGUGCAGCAGCAGCCGCCGCCGCCGCCAGCAGCUCUGCCAGGUGUGGCCCUUCAGCAGGUGGACUUCGGCAGCCCUGGUCCACAGAGCAUUUCAGCAGUUAGCAUACCACAGAGUAUUUCUCAGUCACAGAUCUCACAAGUACAAUUACAGCCUCAAGAACUGAGCUAUCAGCAAAAGCAAGGUGUCCAGCCAGUACCUCUGCAAGCCACGAUCAGUGCCGCCACUGGUAUCCAGCCGUCACCUGUUAACGUGGUCGGUGUAACUUCAGCUUUAGGUCAGCAGCCUUCCAUCUCUGGUUUGGCUCAACCCCAACUGCCGUAUUCUCAGACGGCUCCUCCCGUGCAAGCUCCCCUUGCAGGAGCAGCACCCCAGCAGUUACAGUACGGGCAGCAGCAGCCGACAGUUUCUACGCAGAUGGCCCCUGGCCACGGUCAGGCGGUGACUCAGAUCCCUGCUUCAGAGUAUGUACAGCAGCAGCCGAUUCUGCAAGCGGCAGUGUCCUCUGGCCAGCCCGGUCCUGCAGGGGUGGGAGCAGGAGCAACGGUGAUUCCCAUGGCUCAGCCACAGAGUGUCCAGCUGCCAGUGCAGCCCGCAGCAGCCCCAGCACCACCUGCAGGGGCGUCCGGCCAGCCUGUGGGCCAGGCUCAGGCAGCAGUAUCUGCCGUACCUACUGGCGGUCAGAUUGCAAAUAUCGGUCAGCAAGUGAACGUGCCCACCGCAGUGCAGCCGCCCUCUGCCCAAGUCACACCUUCAGUCAUUCAGCAAGGUGCUCCUUCAUCAUCGCAGAUAAUUCCGCCCGCUCAGCCCGCGAUUAUUCAUCAGGGAGUUCAAACUAGUGCUUCGGGCCUUCCUCAGCAAUUGGUCAUUGCUCCCCAAAGUACCUUGUUAACUGCGCCUCCCCAGCCGCAGGGAGCAGAACCCGUGGCCCCGGGAGUCGUGGUGCAGCAGUUGCCGGCACUUAGUCCUUUGCCCCCUGCUGGUAGUGUUUCUGUUACGAGUCAGGUUAGCUCAGCCGGGCCUUCUGGAAUGCCUUCUGCCCCAGCAAACUUGGUUCCACCACAGAAUAUAGCACAAACCCCUGCCACUCAAAAUGGUAACGUGGUUCAAAGUGUUAGUCAACCUCCCCCGAUAGCAACUAAUAUAAAUUUGCCUUUGGCACAACAGCUAUCACUAAGUUCUCAGUUCUCUGCACAAUCAUUAGCUCAGGCAAUUGGAAGCCAAAUCGAAGAUGCCAGGCGCCCAGCGGAACCCUCCAUAGUUGGCUUACCUCAGACUCUGAGUGGCGACGGUGGGGGCAUGUCAGCAGCUUCAGAUGGGAGUAGCAGCAGCCUAGCAGCCUCUGCUUCUCUUUUCCCGUUGAAGGUGCUACCGCUGACGACACCCCUGGUGGAUGGCGAGGAUGAGAGUGCUUCUCUCCUACCAGAGGUGCAAGGAGCGAUCCUAGAACCACAGAUACAGCCAAGACCACGGAGAGCUUUUGACGUCAGGGGUCCACUUCCUCCACUGAAGGCUUGGAGGCAGAAUAUCCAGCUUCUGGAGAGAGUGGGAAAGGAUAAGAAACAAGUGGGUGCUUUCCAUUAUUUACUUGGGUUUAUUUAUAGGUCGGAGUGUCCUUCCCAUCGCCCAUUUAAUUCCGUUGGUGAACUCCUUGGGUUCAUAUUAGAACCGAGUGGGGCUGCAAUCUGUUUGUUUUUCUAAGAAUGCUCACUGGUUAGUGCCUGUUCAAAAAAGAGACCUAAAAUUUAUUUAUCUCUCCAGAUAAUUAAAGCAGUGGAUAAUUUGGGGCACUUGAUUUGGUGAAUACCUGUGUAGUCCACAGGAUUUUUUAAAAGAGAGUAUUUGCCCAUUAUACUUUAACGGUAUUAGCGGGCUUGCAAGUGCUCUCUUAUAUUCCAGUAAUGAAGACGUGUCUGUAUUUCAUCUCCGGGUAAGCUGGACAUCUGAACGCUGCUAACUUACAGUGGGAUGUCCAGGUGUUCUACCCUGUUAGUGAGAAAGUUUGGGUCUUUUUCCUACCUCAAACUUUAGGACUUUGUAUUAAUUAGAUCUUGGAAGUUGCAAUGACACUACUGUUAUGAUUUUACUGUCAAAUCUAGGCUUCAUUCUUUAAGAAGAUAAAUAUGAAUGAAUAUAAGUUUCAGGAUCCAGUAUCCCUGAAAGCUAUGAUAAAUACCCUCACCAGUAGUUUCCUCGUCCCUAGGAACCAUGUUAUUUGUGGCAGGAGAGCCUUGUCCUAGAUUUCCCCAUGGCGUUAAGAUGGUUUUCCCUUAGUCUCUUUGAUGCCAGGGGCAGGAUUUGAUCCCAGGAAGCUCUUAGCAUCUGCGGUGGGUAGAAUGUGAACUCGGUGCCUUUGGCAAGUUUUCAUUUUUCCUUGGUGGAUCCCUUCUGUGACUCCAGGUAUCUUGGUAAUGGGAGACGGUUUAUUUGUUCUCUAAUCGCCCAGAUUUCUUUCACCUGGUAAACGUCAUGCUUCUUCAGCAAAAGGAACCUCUUCUAGCAGAGCCGCCAUGGACGGUAACUCACACACGCAGCACCAGCAGUUGGAAGGCAGUGCUGGACGGAGCCAUGCGCUAUGCCUAGAAGACACAAGGACGAGAGAGCCACCUCACCUUGUCACUUGCAAACUCGGAGAUUUGCUCUGGCGUACUCUCGGUUUGGAAAUGGAAAGGCUCAAAUAAUGCGAUAAGCUUUUCAGAUUGGAAUCUUACGUGGCCGUGACACUAUUCCUUUCUGUUCGGAAGACCGAGAUAGAGGAAGCACGGGAGACUCCUUUCUCUUAAGAGCAGCUCUCUGUGUCUGUUUCACUUCAGACUUGUGGGAUUGAGAAUCGCCUUACUCAAGCACGCAGACCUUUUUAAGCAGCGUAGGAGAUCCAAAAAAAAACUUAAUGAAAUUGUUUUUUUGUUGCCUUGCAGUGAAAGGAACUAGAGAUAAAGGCGAACGUCUUAAUUAUUUCCAAAUUACUUUUAAAAUCAGGACACACUCUUUUAGCUUACCUUUUUCCGGUCUUGAGCCUUAUUUUUAUUGGUCAGAUCAACAAAGAUGCUAGUACAGAAGCAGAAGAGACAUCUUUUGAGAUGAAAGUAGCUCGUUCCUUCUUCUGAAGUAGGACACACCUGUGAAAGCGAGGGUAGUGUCUGCACUGCAGGUGUAGUAAAGUUUGAGUGACGCUGAGGCAUUUUACAGAGCAAGUGCAGGACGUGUGGACCAGUGUCGCAUAUAGUUACCAAGUGACGAGUUGAUGGUAAUAGUUAUCAAAAUUUUUCUGUGUCUUUGUUUUUGUAUCUAUUAACUGGUCAAACAAAGCUGUUAAAGACGUUUUUAAAAGUUAUCUGAUGCUGCCAGUUUUAUUUGGUGUAAAUUUUAAGAAUAGAAAUUCUAGAAUUAUUAAUAUGGAAGCAUCUAAAAUGUUUCAGAAAACAAAUUUGCUAAGUUAUAACCUGGUCUUUAGUCUUUCUUGGCUGUUAGACCUGUUUUAUCCUCGUUAAUUCUAAGUACAUUUUUAUGUGUUUAGUACUUAAAAGCAAUUUAAAAAUAAUCAGUUUAAACUAAAAUUUUUUUAGAGAGCUCUGAGUUUUCAUAAACAGUUACAGCUUUCUAUGCUUGAUUUGGUUUUGUUAAAUGUUAAUAAGACAGUUUUUACAAUUACAUAUAAAUUUUAAAAAACCUACUCAGCAUCUCAGAAAAGAGCCGGGGAGUGGAAAGUGAAAUCCGUGGGGAAAUUCAGUUAGCCGAGCUCUUUGACGCACAGUGCGAACUCUUUAUUGGCCUGCGAGAUCGUUAGCCUUGUGUUUCAGUUUUGAAAGAUGAAAAGUGAUUUAAUCGCUUAAUCUCAUGCUUUGAUUAAAUUUUAGCUCUGUUCCUUAAAGUUUGCAAAAGAAAUGUAAGUGCAUUUCUAGUCUCGUCAUGCCACUAAAAGCUAUUUAAAAGUGAAACUUUUUGUGUAUUAAUGUGAACUGAUUUGUUUAUUUAAACUUUUAUUUUGAUACAUUUUCCUUUCAGAUUUUUUCAUAUUUUGUGUCACAAUAUGCAAU